Messenger RNA from Sinocyclocheilus anshuiensis, 4037 nucleotides. Its product is annotated as kazrin-A-like. Gene Ontology annotation, molecular function: protein binding. NCBI's taxonomy places the organism in Eukaryota, Metazoa, Chordata, Actinopteri, Cypriniformes, Cyprinidae. The record is from RefSeq and is a predicted model, not a curated record. The transcript has 16 exons. Bases 52 to 2454 code for a protein of 800 amino acids.
GAUGAAGAGCAGGUAUCACUGCUUAUCAAAAGAGAAGCACUUCAGAGAGCCAUGAAACUCAUGACGCACCUGCAGCUCAAUGCACAGGCGAAGAUCCGGAGAAUGAUGGACGAAAAUAAGCAGCUCGCGCAGCGGAUCGAUGGCGCGAUCCAGUGCGCGAAGCAGGAGGUGGCGAACCUGCGCGCGGAGCUGACAGCCACCGGCCACAGACUGGCGGAACUCGGCGAGCUGGAAGAACCGGGCGAACCGCAGGAACAUCAGCAGCAACAACAGAACCAUCACGAUGCACCGGCGCAAAGACAGAAAGCUUUGACAGAGCUUGGUCAAAAAGAUGACGUUGCUGUUCACGAGACAUCAUUAGAUAAAGUGCUGUUGCAUGAAGAGGUGGUGCGUCUGCAGGAGGAGGUGUCAGUGCUGAAGCAGGUCAGGGAGAUGUUGAAUCGUGAGCUGGAGGAGACCGGAGGAGGCUGCUCCAUGGAGCUGCUGUCUGUCUCACAGCUCCGCGUGCAGCUAACACAGAAAGAGCAGGAGCUGGACAGAGCAAAGGAGGCAUUACAAGCAAUGAAGGCAGACAGGAAGCGUUUGAGGUUGGAAAGAACUGAUCUGGUGAAUCAGAUGCAGCAGCUCUACACAACACUGGAGAGCCGUGAGGAGCAGCUACGAGACUUCAUACGCAACUAUGAGCAACACCGAAAAGAGAGCGAGGAUGCAGUGAGAGUUCUGGCAAGGGAAAAAGAUUUCGUUUGGAGCAGUUAUUCUGGGCAGUACUACACAUUCAUUUUCACACAUUUUACAUUUGUUUACAACACUCUCUUUAGACAAGGAAGUGGACCGUAUUUAAUUAAAUCUGUUUGUGUGUUCCAGGCAAAACAGUCUUUGGCUACUCUCACUAAGGAUGUUCCUAAGCGACACUCACUGGCCAUGCCCACAGAGACUGUCGUCAACGGCAACCAAGAGUGGGCGAUGCAUGCAGAGCUUCCUCUGACUGCGGCGAUACGACAGAGUCAACAAAACCUUUACCACUCAAUGGACAGACAGGUACUAAAAGCAUCACCAUGCGUGUGCGAUGCUGACAGCAUCAGCAUGAUGUCAUCAGCCGCAGCCAGGAUCAGUCCAUGUCACUCUAAACAACCGUCAGUCAUCUCAGACGCCUCUUUGAUGGAGGGAGAGAGAUCCUCAACACCUUCAGAUUCACCACGACACAGAACACACUCCCUCUGCAAUUCUCUAGAGGAUCUAGAGGAGCAGAGACGCAGAAAGAAGAAAGAGAGGAUGGGUCUGGGCUCUCUGUCGAGGGUGUUUGGUCGAGGAAAGCAAAGAAAGUCUCUGGACCCCACUCUGUUUGAUGACUCCGACAGUUUAUCAAGCCCCGCCCGCCUCAGUGUGAGCCUAUCAGAAUGCGAGGAGCAUCUGGAUCGGCUUCAGCAGGUGGAGCUCGCGCGGACUGCCCCCAUGUCCAGUUGGCGUGCAGGAACCGUGCAGGCGUGGCUGGAGGUGAUCAUGGCCAUGCCGAUGUACAUACGGGCCUGUGCAGACAACGUUAAAAGUGGGAAGGUCUUGUUAGUUCUUAGGGAUGAGGACCUGGAGUUUGUUUUAGGUAUCAGUAAUUCAAUGCACCGCAGGAAACUCCGUCUGGCCAUUGAAGACUACAGGGAUGCAGAAUCAGGACAUGGCCUUUCUAAAGCAGCUGAUCUGGAUCACCACUGGGUGGCUCAGGCCUGGCUGACUGAUGUGGGACUCCCUCAAUAUUCCCAGUUCUUCCACACUCACCUUGUCGAUGGACGUCUUCUAAGUACACUCACACACACUGACCUUGAGAAGCAUCUGCACGUGUCUAAAAAAGCCCACCAGAACAGCCUGCUGCUGGGAAUACAGCUGCUACACACGCUCAACUUUGACAAAGAGAUUUUGCAGUCCAGGCGAUCAGAGUGUGGGAAUCAGAACACAGACCCAGUAGUGUGGACCUGUCAUCGCAUCAUCAAAUGGAUCAAAGAGAUUGAUCUGAAGGAGUUUGCUGACAAUCUUCAGAACAGUGGGGUUCAUGGCGCCAUCAUGGUGUUGGAUCCCUCCUUCAGCUCUGACACCAUGGCGACAGCUUUAUGUAUUCCAUGCAACAAGCACAUGGUCCGUCAUCACCUGAAUGACGAGAUGAAAGCACUUGUCAGUGCAGCCAGGGCAGGGCUUGAUCAGGAAGUCGAACCUUUGGGGACUCCGCCCACACUUCACCGGCAAAGUUCUCUAAGCAGCUCAUCACCCAGUUGUCAUGACGAUCAGCAGUCUUUAAGGAGGGUGAAGCAGCAGCUCGGUCUCAGCCCAAAGAAUUUCACUGGACGGAAGAUCAGUCACCAGAACAGAUCCGGGUCAUUUCCAAGGAAUGGACUUCAGGAGGUCUCACUACAACGAGAGCGUUGCCCAGUUCGACAUUUUUCUGCUGCUGAGCUCACCAAUGUCUGAGUUAUUCUCCUGACACUUUCUUAAAGCUCCCAAAUGGGGGAUUUUAUUUCCUUUUUCAAGGUGAAUGUCGAUGAAAUCUCAACGAAAGUUCACAUUGUCAGUCUCUGGACUCUCAGUUUGCCAGUAGGGGUCUUGGCUUUGCUUUGUAGACCUUAUGUUGUUGUGUAUAACUGUGGACUCAUUUGUCUCAAAGUGAGACAAUCUUAAGAAUGCAUUUGAAAGGGCACGUACACUAAACAUUUAUUUAUCUGUUUAGAUGUUUGAUGAAAUUAUUGUCACGUAAGGAAUGUGUGAGGAUUCAGGGUGAAGUAUCCUGACAAUUUUAACUAAGAUUUGUGAGAACUCCACAAUGAAAACUGUGGUAAAGUUGGACUUUUUCCCCUCAAUAAAAUGAAUAUUUUCACAUUUAAUGGGUGCAAUUUAGAAAACCGACUCUGAAAACAUUAGAUUUAGUACUACAAAAUACUGUACAAAAUAAUGUAAAAUGUUGUGUUACACAGUACAUCAUUAUUUAAAAUAGAUGAUUAUUUGAAUUUCAUGAAUUUACCUUUCAUGGUUUUAUCUUUAUAUCCACUGGGUUUCACUUAGUCAUGUGGUUCAAAUCCACAGUAGGUAAAUAGCAGGUCCAUAACUACAGGUUAGUACACAUGCUCGCCCAAUCACAGUGCACAAUUUUGUAUAAUAUGACAUUUCUCUGAGAACUCAAUUUCAAAUUUGCCUCUACUCCCACUUAACCAAAUGGUUCAAACCUGCUGCUUUUGUGUCCCAACUGUAAAACACCAUAUCAAAUCUCAAUAUCAUGCAAACAUAGCUAGUAAGCUACCAGCUCCAAGGUCAUGCACAUUGCUAAGCUGUAGCAGGGGUUAGGCUAAUCAUCAUAGUAAAUGUGAAACGAUCAAAGAUAUGACUUGUUUAUUUAUGUUUAUUAAGCGACUUUCUGAAGCAGCGUAAAGGGAGGGACAUGUUUUUAUAGUUUUAUAGAAAGACAGGACAACAUGUUCUCCAUAUAAAAAUGGUCUUAAAUUUUAUUUAAAUCUUAUCUCUGGUACUUCUUCACUAUUUUAUCCCAGGACAUUAAGACAAUAAACAUUUUUUAUUUUUUUAAAUGAUCAGCUAAUUUUUUCCCCCUUUUACAUUGUUGUAUUUUUGUUAAGUAUUUGUUCCAUAUAUUUCUAGUAUCUGAUGCACAUCAUACCUGUAAUUCCCACAAUUUCCCACACAUGAUUAAUAAUGUAGGCCUACUUCAUUAUCCUGAGAAAAAUACGUAAUACAUGUCAGAGCACUCCUUGUUCCUUUUACUAUAAAAGUUACAUGACGUUCCUGAACUUACACAGACACAGCUAUGAGGAAGCACCUCACCUAUAUGGUCAACCUUUGUCCAACAUUAAUAAGACUGCCAGAAUCACAACUGCCCAUAAAAUAGUGAAAUAUUGUUGAGCAUUUGUUCCGCUCUAGGAAUUUAUGGUGGACAAACCCUGUUUGACAUUUAUUUUUAUGUGGGUGAUGCUGGUGAUUUGAUGUGCAUCACCUGACUGCUGACUGGUGUGAUAAAUAAUGCUAGUAUCUUGAAAAAUGUAUAAAUA